AUUGCAGCUUAGCACAGAGCAGUAGUAGUACUGAGAGGAGGCCGCUUGGAAUACAUCUGAACGCAAUCACACGACAACAACUGACUCCAUACCCUUAAACUCGAGUCUUCAUUCUGUGAUUUAAAUUCGAAUGCGCAUAGGAUACGACAUUUAAACGAAAGGAGGAUAACUUCGAACGAUUAACUUUGAAGAUUUUUUUUUUAAUUUUGGGGCACUUUGGUCACGUAUUCUUGCGCAGGGACUGUGUUAACGUAUGCACAGAGGGAAGAUUUUAUAUUAGCGCUAUCACACUGGAUGAACUGAAUGGACUAAAGAAAAAUACUUUUGAUGCCUCACACGGAACGCGUUUCAAAGAACCCUUUCACUUUGAGAGGACUCUGUGAAACUUAAUUUUUAUCUUGAUAACGUGUCAACUGUAUAGUGUUGUUUUGCAUUCAAGGCUGCAGCGCACAUUGUAAAUCCAGUUUUUGGAAUGAUUUCAGCAAUAUCCAGUCCGUGGCUGACGCAGCUGUCCCAUUUUUGCGAUGUUGCAGCCUUCACGACCAGCAGCCUGAGCAGUCUCAAUACGCCAGGGAGCUAUCAUCUCUCGCCUUCCCCUGGGGACCCGUACAGCCAGCAUGACACCCACUUUGAGCCUUGCCCGGCGGCCCAACAUAGCUACAACUACACGGGGUCGAACCCAGCCCAGGCCCAACAGGGCGAUACUGGGACUUCGAACUGUUCCUCGUCGUCCUCGAACUCAACGCCGAACAAGUCGCUGGUGAAAAAGAAUCCUAAAGUGGCCAACAUUAACGUUCAGCUGGAGAUGAAAGCUCUAUGGGAUGAAUUCAAUCAGCUUGGAACUGAGAUGAUUGUAACCAAAGCUGGCAGGCGAAUGUUUCCAACGUUUCAAGUCAAAAUAUUCGGAAUGGACCCCAUGGCAGACUACAUGCUUCUAAUGGAUUUCCUACCGGUCGACGAUAAAAGAUACAGGUAUGCUUUCCACAGCUCAUCGUGGCUGGUUGCUGGCAAAGCGGACCCCGCAACUCCCGGCAGAGUCCAUUACCAUCCCGAUUCCCCUGCCAAAGGCGCACAAUGGAUGAAACAAAUAGUUUCAUUUGAUAAAUUAAAGCUUACCAAUAAUUUACUGGAUGACAAUGGACAUAUAAUUCUAAACUCAAUGCAUAGAUACCAGCCUCGAUUCCACGUGGUUUAUGUCGAUCCUCGAAAAGACAGUGAGAAGUAUGCUGAGGAGAAUUACAAGACCUUUGUUUUUGAGGAGACACGAUUCACCGCCGUUACAGCAUACCAAAACCACAGGAUUACUCAGCUAAAAAUAGCCAGCAAUCCUUUUGCAAAGGGUUUCAGGGACUGUGAUCCAGAGGACUGGCCCAGGAACCACAGGCCUGGUUCUCUGCCAAUUAUGAGUGCCUUUGCCAGGACAAGAAAUCCAAUGUCAUCUCCUCCCCAGCAAAAUGGCACAGAAAAAGAAGACAGGCGGGAAUAUGACCGCGACCCCACGGGCACGCCGAUCCAUGGAGACCCGGCGCACCAGCUGAUGUCCCGUGUCCUGAGUCCUGCCUUGCCCGUGCCCGGCGGACUCCACGCCGUGCCCCUGACCGCCGGCCCACGCAGCCCGCCCCAUGAACUGCGCCUCGAGGGCCACCCCCAGCCACCAGACACGCUACACCACCACCCCUACAAGUACCCCACCACCUACGAACACUACCUGGGGGCCAAGGCCAGGCCAUCGCCCUACCCCAUACCCAGCAUUCGUGGCCACGGAUACCACCACCACAUGAACCCCUCGGCAGCCAACAUGUACUCAGCCACCAACGCCCCGGCCAACUACGAUUACGGCCCCCGAUAAUGGCUCACCCCUGCCCUGUGGCUGUGCGGCACACACACACACACACACACACACACACACACACACACACACACACACACACACACACACACACACACACACGAGCUAUGGAAACUUGAGCAGUGGCAAUCUAGCAAGCCAGCAGGAAAAGAAGUACAAUUAAAAGAGCCCUAUGGCACGCGUUGCUGUGAGACUGUGGUGGCAUGUCGUACCCCCCCACCCCCACCCCAAAACUCUCCUCCUGCACAGGAUACUUCAGAUGGAACCGACGCUGCCGUAUUUAUUGAAAAGGGGAACCGCUCUUUUUGUAGGCGAUGAGAACCGGUUCCCCGGACACACGUGAGGGCUUUGAACGGUCCUGUGAGGUUUGAACCGUGACAGCUCCAAGCCGGGGCGGACAGACUCUGCUGUCGGUGACGGCAAAGGAUAAGCCCCGCUACACUAGCAGGGUGCAUUAUCACAGACUGGAAUUGAAUUUUGUGUUGAAUGCACUUUUGUAUUUUGUUGAUUAUUUUUUGGGUGUUUUUAAUUUUUUGCUUUCAAAAAGCCAUAAAUUAUAUACUCUCGAGUCCAUCAAGCUUCUAGAUAAAGGACAUAUUUGCAUGUUGCGCUCAUCUGAAGGUGUUGAAAUACCCUAAAAUGUUUUUUGUUUGAAAAGGAAUAUUUUUGUGAAAUGCUAGAACACCAUCAGCAGUCCUGAGAAGCUUGGCUACCAUGGCACUGACUUACAGCAGUUCUAAAUGAAUAGACAAAGUGACCUUGCUGUACCUGUAAAAUAAACAUUAAAUUCUUUACAGUAAA
Messenger RNA from Alosa alosa (allis shad), 2650 nucleotides. It is a transcript of the gene tbx1, whose product is annotated as T-box transcription factor 1. Gene Ontology annotation, biological process: regulation of transcription by RNA polymerase II; cell fate specification; positive regulation of DNA-templated transcription. The record is from RefSeq and is a predicted model, not a curated record. Gene Ontology annotation, cellular component: nucleus. Gene Ontology annotation, molecular function: RNA polymerase II cis-regulatory region sequence-specific DNA binding; DNA-binding transcription factor activity, RNA polymerase II-specific. Lineage: Eukaryota; Metazoa; Chordata; Actinopteri; Clupeiformes; Clupeidae.